Molecule: messenger RNA, 1393 nt
Organism: Salarias fasciatus (jewelled blenny)
Lineage: Eukaryota; Metazoa; Chordata; Actinopteri; Blenniiformes; Blenniidae
Gene: dcun1d1
Product: DCN1, defective in cullin neddylation 1, domain containing 1 (S. cerevisiae)
Exons: 7
Coding region: 82-855 (257 amino acids)
Biological process (GO): protein neddylation
Cellular component (GO): ubiquitin ligase complex
Molecular function (GO): ubiquitin conjugating enzyme binding; cullin family protein binding; ubiquitin-like protein binding
Source: RefSeq, a predicted model, not a curated record
CAAAACUUUAACCGGAAGCUUCAACACUGAGCUAACAUUAGCUAGCUUGAUGGGAGAAGAGGGAGUCCGGCAAACACAAACAUGAACAAGCUGAAGUCCUCACAGAAGGAUAAGGUUCGUCAGUUCAUGAUAUUCACACAAUCGAAUGAGAAGACUGCUGUGACUUGCCUGUCACAGAAUGACUGGAAACUAGAUGUUGCCACAGACAAGUUUUUUCAAAGCCCAGAGCUCUAUGUUUCAAAUCUUAAGGGAGCUUUAGACAAGAAGAAGCUCGACCAGCUGUACAACCGAUACAGAGAUCCUCAUGAUGACAACAAGAUAGGCAUCGAUGGGAUCCAGCAGUUCUGUGAUGACUUGGGUUUGGACCCCGCCAGCAUAAGUGUCCUCCUCAUAGCCUGGAAGUUCAGAGCAGCAACACAGUGCGAGUUCUCAAAGCAGGAGUUCAUCGAUGGCAUGGCAGAACAGGGGUGCGACAGUAUAGAGAAGCUAAAAGCUCAGCUGCCAAAGAUGGAGCAAGAGCUGAAGGACCAGGGGAAGUUUAAAGACUUUUAUCAGUUUACAUUUAAUUUUGCAAAGAAUCCUGGUCAGAAAGGUUUGGAUUUAGAAAUGGCAAUCGCGUAUUGGAAUUUAGUACUGGCUGGAAGAUUCAAGUUCUUGGGCCUGUGGAACAAAUUUCUAGUCGAGCACCACAAAAGAUCAAUUCCAAAGGACACUUGGAAUCUCUUGCUGGACUUCAGCACAAUGAUCACAGACGACAUGUCGAAUUAUGAUGAAGAAGGAGCUUGGCCUGUCCUUAUUGACGACUUCGUGGAGUUUGCUCGGCCUCACAUUGGGACCAAAAGCACGGCAGUUUAACGGCCGCUCCCUCCGAAGAACCAUCCGUGAGGUCUUUACUACAUAGGGAACGCAGUGACUGGAGGCCAACAGGACCACAACAAGCUGAGAAUUAUGUUGCCUUUUCAACCCUCAGGACUGAAAUAUUUUUCACAGCAGAGACUUUAUAUAUAUACUGAAUGUACAUAUAUAAAAAAAGGCAUAUCUCUUUGUUGGUCAGCUUGUGAUUGUAUGGAACUUUUAAGUAUUGGGCUUUUUUUUGUGCGUUCAAGCCAAGCAAGGAGGAGUCACUGUCGUGAUCUGUGUGAUUCUUUGAUGUGUUUGAACCCAGAAGCAGAUAGAUAAACUCACUUGAAAAUAAUGUAAACUCGAGGGUUCACAAAGGGGUGUUGUUCUCUAAUUAUUGAAUUUUAAUACUAGUGUGCAUUCCCAAUUUAUUUCUGUUUUAUGAGACAUUUGAGUGACAACUUGGUAUAAAACAUUGAUUGUAAUUUUUUAAGCUUAUUGGUGUUUGUUUAAACAAAUGUUGUUUUGAAAUAAAUGUUCUGAUUUGGUAUCU